Cladocopium goreaui is the source of this 777-nucleotide messenger RNA. NCBI's taxonomy places the organism in Eukaryota, Dinophyceae, Suessiales, Symbiodiniaceae. The record is from the annotation of a GenBank genome assembly.
AGAACCUGACCGCAUAGAUCGCCAUGGCUGAAGGCGGUCGGCUGUGUGCCCUGGUGCUGGCUUGUGCAGCAAUGAGCGCGAUGGCUUUUGUGGGCAGCGCUCAAGGGCAAGGUGCCCGAAGAAAGGUCACUUUGAGAGCGAUCUUCCCGUGGCAACAGCUUCCCCAAGAUUACGUUCCUCCAAAGCGUCCGUACAACCCUGUUUACGACAGCGACGUCGCCAAAAGGGUACAAGAAGAGUGGAUGCGACCCAAGGAGCGGCCUUGGGAGGACUAUUUCAACGAGUGGUUUAUUCCCGUCUUUCUCCUCAUUGCUUUCAUUUGGAUCUUCCCGCUCAUGAGCCCGGGCACAUGGGCCAAGCAGAAUCGCAGGUCUAAUCGGGCCAAGGCGAGAUCAGCUGCCCGAAAUCUCAUGAGUCGGCUGAAGAAUUUUGGCAAAGAGGCCUACUGAGAUCCUGAGCCGACAGGCGCAGACUUUCACCGGUGUUUUUUUGCACCAUGCACAUAGACACAGAAUGAGACACAGAAUAACCAUAGCAGAUUCACAUGCUGCAAUGCCAUUGCUGCUGAAUCUGCUGAAUCUGCCGUUGCUUCGAAUUGCUCCUGGAGCCAUCUGGAGCCUCAACACUUGAGCGAAGCAACUUUUAGACAUGCGCAGCAUGCGCAGUCGUUCUCACAAUCCUGAGGUGUUCUCAGGACAGACUCAGCCUGUGCCGGCAAUCAGCAAAAUACGAAGACACAGAAAGAGCAUCAAAGAGGUCACUCUCACUCUUGCAAGG